AUGAAUAGUCCGCCAUACGCUUCAUGGGCUCAAUGGUCAACAGGUCCUAAUCACUAUCGACCUCGAACGAAAAUACCGGCAGCACCAUUUCUUGUUAAGCGACCUACGCCACCCGGUACACCGUCAUCAGUUAAACUUAAUUUAGAUACAUUAGAAGAAAUUGGCACAUCAG
Messenger RNA from Didymodactylos carnosus, 172 nucleotides. The record is from the annotation of a GenBank genome assembly. Lineage: Eukaryota; Metazoa; Rotifera; Eurotatoria; Philodinida; Philodinidae.